Theileria parva strain Muguga is the source of this 610-nucleotide messenger RNA. RefSeq names its product 40S ribosomal protein S14-2 (gene RPS14B). Gene Ontology annotation, cellular component: cytosolic small ribosomal subunit; ribosome. Gene Ontology annotation, biological process: ribosomal small subunit assembly; maturation of SSU-rRNA from tricistronic rRNA transcript (SSU-rRNA, 5.8S rRNA, LSU-rRNA); translation. Bases 123 to 578 code for a protein of 151 amino acids. NCBI's taxonomy places the organism in Eukaryota, Apicomplexa, Aconoidasida, Piroplasmida, Theileriidae. The record is from RefSeq and is a predicted model, not a curated record. The transcript has 4 exons. Gene Ontology annotation, molecular function: structural constituent of ribosome; mRNA 5'-UTR binding; small ribosomal subunit rRNA binding.
AUUUCAUAAAAAAUAUUUAUCAGUUUCACACUUAUAAAAAAUCCUAGUUAUUAUUUAUAUCGAUUUUUUUAUUGGUCAGUUUUAUAUAAGUUUGUAGCUAAGGAAGACAAUUUAAAGUUACCAUGAGUUCAGCAAAAAGAACAGCAACCCAAGUCGCUGAAGUCCCUACUACCCUGGGACCACAAGUAAAGGGUGAACAUGUUUUUGGCGUAGCUCAUGUUUUUGCAUCAUUCAACGACACUUUUAUACAUAUAACUGAUUUGUCUGGAAGGGAAACCCUCGUCAGAGUAACAGGAGGUAUGAAAGUAAAGGCUGAUCGUGAUGAGUCUAGCCCUUAUGCUGCAAUGAUGGCCGCUCAAGAUGCAGCCGCCAGAGCUAAGGAGCUUGGAAUCACAGCAGUUCAUGUUAAACUACGCGCAACUGGUGGAACUAGAUCAAAGACUCCAGGACCAGGAGCACAAUCAGCUUUGAGAUCACUCGCACGCUCUGGAUUAAAGAUUGGAAGAAUUGAGGACGUCACCCCAAUUCCAACGGAUUCUACCAGAAGAAAGUGCGGAAGAAGAGGAAGAAGAUUGUAGUUUUCUAUAAAUCGCCUAAUUUUUCAAACACU